GCAAUUAAUGCUUCAAAACAACGUUCUAAUUUGCAUGGAAAUUUUUAAAAUUUGACGUCCAAUUUGGAUUUUAAGCACGUAAAAAUGUCCGUAUAAAUCUCGUAAAAGUUUCAAUGAUGCAACAAGGCUUGAGUUGUUCGCGUUACGAGGCAGCUGGGAGAGACGCCAUUACGCCUUUUGUGUGUUCAACGUUCAAAGAUUUUGCUAAAGAGAGAGAUUAUUUGGCUGAUGUUGUAUUUCGACGAUUGCAAGAGAAUUGUGAAGGACGAGGAACUCAAUUCCUGCCAGUAGACUUAAGAUGGAAUGAAGAAUCCAUUAACAGCAGUCACUCAAAUGUUUUACAACAAUGCCUUGAUGCUAUCAAGGAGUGUUCCCCAUUUUUCAUUUGUCUUUUGGGGGAGCGAUAUGGUAUACAUCGUCCACCAGAUGCAGUGUCAAAUUCUGAUGAGAAUUUCCAGGGAACAAUGGAAUGGUUGGAUAAGAAUUUUGAGACAGCUGCAUCUGCUGGGAAUGAAUGGGUUCUGGACAAGGAAAAUAGACAUUGCAGCCUAACAGAACUUGAGAUAAUCAAAGCAUCAUUUCGUGAGCGAACAGAUCAUGGUUAUUUUUACUUUCGUGACCCCACCCAUCUUCAGGAACAGAGUGCUGACUUGAAUGUCUCACAAAAAGCUAUGUUGAUGGAAACUUAUGAAAGUGAAAGCGAGUUUGCCGCAAGAAAAAUUAAGGACCUUAAACAGCAGAUCAUUGAUACAGAACUUCCAGUCAAACAUUUUAAGACGGUAGAAGAACUUGGUCAGUUGGUAUUAAAAGACUGGUUACUGGUUGUGGACUCGCUUUACCCGCCAAUAGAGAAGAAAAUUUUCACCUCAGUAUGGCACGCAGCUUUUCGCGAAUGGUCUGAGCACGAAUCGUUUGCAAAGACACGUCGGACAGUUUUCGUUAAAACUGACUUUAUUCGUAUGACAUUAGAUACACUUACGAGACAUGCGCAGUACCCUUCUCGCGGGCUUAGCGGCAGGGAGUCUAGUAGUUCGCUGACAAAGAUUAACGAGGGCACAUUCCUCACCAGCGUUUUAGGGAUGGAGACCUUCCCAUCAAUCGUAGCGAUUGUUGGCGAAAGGGGUUGUGGUGCGUCAGCUAUUUUGUCCAAUUGGGUAAAAUCGUUUACUCGUGACCAUCCCCAAAUAACGGUCAUUUCACACUACGCUGAGAGUGGACAGCGGUCAGCAGAAAUAACAUCGUUCAUGAAACGAUGCACAUCAGAACUGCGCUCAGUGUAUCGUGGACGAAAUCCUAUUAUUCAGCUUGAUUUUUUGGACCUGAUCGAUUUUAAUACGAUCACGGAGGCAUUUCAGGCGUCGUUGUCUUUGGGACCUUGUGUCGUAGUCUUGGAUGGUUUGUGUCACAUGACGGCCAGUCAAGACAUCCCUGCACAUGUCGUUAAGCAAUUGUCCUGGCUACCUGCUAAUAUUCCACCUUCAUGUCGGGUUGUGCUCUCGACAACCCUUUCAGAUAUAAGCUAUAAAUACUUAUCCACUCGUGAUGACGUACACCUUAUUAAUAUCCCAUCGUUAAAUGCCAAGGACAAGUUACGUGUUCUCCACGAGUAUUUAAAUGACCACGUGCGGUAUCUCGACCCUCGAGACCAAGAGACAAUCAUCGCGGGAAAGUUGAGUGGGUUUCCCGUAUACCACGCAGUAUUGGCUAACCAGAUCCGGCUGCAUGGCAAAUCGGGAAUUGCAGAGAAACACCUUGAGAUGUACACACGCGCACGCUCCUUGUCAGAUUUCUGGACAGCGGUUAUACACACUUGGUCGCAGGACUACAGCUGGCUUAAACCGAGCUCAGUAAAAAACGGAGUUCCAGUUAAGACACAUGUUUCAAAAGAUCGGUUCAACAAUGGUUGGAUACCGGAUACACUCCGCCUUAUCGCUGUAUCCCGAGAAGGUCUGACUUCCACUGAACUCAAGACGAUCCUCCGUGCGUUCGGAUACGCUAAGAAUCACGCCAUCUCACCAGCAGCCUGGGCUCAAUUCAUCUCCGCGACAAAGUGUGCUAUCUACGUCAGAAAUGAUGGGCUGUUGAACUUCCAUCAGGCAAGCCUUCGAGAGGCUAUCGAUGUUCUGCUUCUCAAUGGUUUAACCGCACCUUCCCGCGUCAGGCAUGUGACAAAGUUUGAGAAUCCAUGGGAAGUUCAGAAAUCUCAAUUUCAUUGCGUGCUCACCAAAGGUCUCUCCAAGUUCCCAUGCGACUCGCGACUUGUCAACGAGUUACCAUGGCAACUUAAAGCAGCUGGCGACGUCAGCAGUUUGAAGGCAAUCCUUGCUAGGAGUGACGUGUUUGUCAAAAUGUGGUCAAAUUUGAAUGAUUUAAGAAAUGUUGUCGAUUUCUUAAACUACUGGAAAAUUUUAUCCCAAGACGGCUGUGAUAUGGUUGACACGUAUUGUAACAUGGUGGAUGAGCUCGAGGAAGCUUCAAAGAAGCCUGGAAGCAUAGCUAGUGAGCAAGUCAUCACGCAUUAUACUCUUGACGUCGACAACACCACGCUCUCGGAAAGUCAUGGGAUUGCAGAAACUAUUUUGCGCAAGAAACGCGGAUCAAAAUAUACUGCAAUCGAAGUGGCUUAUGUUGCCUAUUUGGUCGGAAUCUAUUUUCUUGGCCUGCAAAAGUAUGAGCCCGCCAAACUUAUGUUGCAACGUGCGCUAAAGUUAUCACGUGAUGCGACGUCAAUUGACGACGUGGAUUUCCUGUGUCAAGUAUAUAAGAGUCUUGGAGAUUUAUAUUAUAACUGGGGAUUACUAGGAAAGGCUGUUGAUUAUUAUGAAGAUCUACUAAAGACAGCCUCAGGUGUGUCAAGAUACGUAAAUAUAAAUGAGAUGGAGUUUUUGGCAAUCCAGGCACAUGCCAGAUACCGCUUAGCGGCCAUAUCAAUCCGUAAGACGCUUGAUUCUAAUGGAUUUUCAAACGGCGCCACAAGUAACGUUGAAAGCAGUGGAAAACAGAAAGAGAACUCGCUAGUUUUAGUUCCUCGGACGGAUGAACAACUAAAUGAGGCGUCCAGGUUGAUGGAUAUUACUAAAUUAGAAGCAAAAGGUCCACUGUACCAGACAAUGGCUCUAUUGGCAGUCUGCGAUAAACGCCUGGAUGAAGCAGAGUUACUCCUUAACAAAGCAGUUGACAUGGCGGAGAAAUGGUAUGGUCCAUCACACCCUGCGGUUGCAACCGUUCUCCAAGAUAUGGCUAGGUUCCAGUCCUACCGUGGAAAUGAGGAACGCGACGUUACGGAUAUUGAAAAGCUGUACAGACGAGUGUUAGAUAUUCGAGAAAAGAAGCUAGGGAAGUCACAUUUAGAUGUCGCCGAAACAUUGCUGGAAUUGGGCUGUAUUUUACGGAAGAAAGGAACACGAGAUGGUACAAAGGAGUGUAGGGACUUGCUACAAAGGUCUGUUGAUAUUAGGACAGAGAAAUUGGGAAUGUACCAUGAACGGACAAUAGAGGUGAGAAAGACACUCGUGCAGUUAGAGUAGAUAGUUUCCAGAGACUCUUGACAAGUGUCGGCAUGGAUAUUUCUAUUUUUUCUUCGGAAAGGUCAGUAAUUUCAACGUCGAUCCUUAGUAGCCAUACCGAAAGCAUUGCUUUUAAAAGUAAUUACGAUAAACUGUAUUGAAGUCCAGACAGCACCAUAACUUUCUUAGAAUAUU
Messenger RNA from Dendronephthya gigantea, 3701 nucleotides. Its product is annotated as tetratricopeptide repeat protein 41-like. Gene Ontology annotation, cellular component: Cul4-RING E3 ubiquitin ligase complex. Bases 114 to 3527 code for a protein of 1137 amino acids. NCBI's taxonomy places the organism in Eukaryota, Metazoa, Cnidaria, Anthozoa, Malacalcyonacea, Nephtheidae. Gene Ontology annotation, molecular function: protein binding. The record is from RefSeq and is a predicted model, not a curated record. The transcript has 9 exons.